This is a messenger RNA of Penicillium brevicompactum, 1260 nucleotides long. RefSeq names its product NAD(P)/FAD-dependent oxidoreductase. Gene Ontology annotation, molecular function: oxidoreductase activity. Gene Ontology annotation, cellular component: cytoplasm. NCBI's taxonomy places the organism in Eukaryota, Fungi, Ascomycota, Eurotiomycetes, Eurotiales, Aspergillaceae. The transcript has 2 exons. Bases 1 to 1260 code for a protein of 419 amino acids. The record is from RefSeq and is a predicted model, not a curated record.
AUGACUUCUACGCUCGCAAUUUCCGAUCUCAACGACAACCCUUCCUCUGACCGGAUUUUCAUUGUUGGGGGAGGUAUAGUCGGUGCAGCACUCGCUUUUCACCUUUCCAACAAUGCCACUCAAACAAAAAAGCCUCAAGUCGUGGUGCUUGAUCGAUGCCUGAAGAAGUCACUCGGAUCUACCGGCCAUGCACCAGGCUUUGUCGGUCAGCUCAAUGAGUCAUCCGUUUUGACCAAACUCGCAAAAGACACGGUCUCUGAGUAUCUCUCAAUCCCAAAUGGCUUCAAUACUGUCGGUGGAUUGGAGCUUGCAACAAGCCAUUCUGGCGCAGACGCUUUGCCCUCUCUCGCCCCAGAUUUCGUGGAUCCAGUAGCGGUGAAGAUUGGAUUGCAUUUCCCAUCUGACGGGACAGCAAACGCACAGGCUAUCACAUCCUACUACCUCGAUCAGGCGCGGGUCCGAGGCGUGGACUUUCUGGAAGCUAAUGUUGCUGGGUUCACAAAAUCGGAUAGCAAGGAUGCUGGAGUGACCAAGAUAAUAGCAAUCCAAACUGCCGCAGGAGAUAUAAACCUUUCAGGCAGUACCGUGAUUCUCGCGUCGGGCAUCUGGACCUCGUCCCUCACAAACCCUGACCGCGGCACCAAAGCUCCAAUCACGCGAGUCCCGAUUCCGAUCGUCCCCGUCGCACACCCAUAUACAUUCACCCCGCCUCGGCCCUCCCGCUCUGGAACCCCGUAUCCAUUCAUCCGCUGGCCAGACCACCAUGUCUAUGCAAGAGAUCAUGGGGACCGUGAUGGCCUCGGCAGCUACAACCACUCUCCAAUGCAGCUAGAUCCAGCUGAUACAGCCAUCGGAGCCUGGCCCUCCACGUUCGACCAAGUCCUAUCCGAUGCUUCUUCACAUCUUAAAAAUGGAGACCAAUUCCAAGUGAAAGGUUGUGAGGAUUGCACUGAUCCAUGGCUAGCCAAGAAACCAUUCAAUGGAAUCUUCUCAGUGACACCCGACAAUCUGCCACUUGCAGGAAAGGUACCUGAUGUUGCAAACCUAUGGCUUUGCGCUGCAAUUUGGGUGACGACUGCUGCUGGCACGGCAAGAUUCGUGUCGAGGGAGAUUCUUCGUGAAGCUGGAACUCCUUCGGCGCCUGGUGAUGAGCUCCUUAUGGAGGCCCUUAGCCCUACUCGCUUCCAGGGUACUGAGCCAGAUGUACUUGCGCUUCAAGCUUUGGGGAAGUACAAUGAUAUCUACAACCGCAAAGCCUGA